Messenger RNA from Hyla sarda, 2462 nucleotides. RefSeq names its product secretory carrier membrane protein 1 (gene SCAMP1). Gene Ontology annotation, biological process: protein transport. The record is from RefSeq and is a predicted model, not a curated record. NCBI's taxonomy places the organism in Eukaryota, Metazoa, Chordata, Amphibia, Anura, Hylidae. The transcript has 9 exons. Gene Ontology annotation, cellular component: recycling endosome membrane; trans-Golgi network membrane. The coding region runs from base 133 to 1155 and encodes 340 amino acids.
CCCUCUCUCGCUCUCUGUAAGCCGAGCCUGCUAGGGGCUAGUGACGUAGUUUCCGGAGCGGCCAUUUUGCUGUUUAGGAUAACGGUUUGUGCGGGUCCGUGCUCCGGGAGCUGCCCGUGACCCGCCGCCGCCAUGUCCGACUUCGAUAGCAAUCCGUUUGCGGAUCCGGACCUAAACAAUCCGUUUAAGGAUCCCUCAGUCACACAGGUGACCAGAAAUGCGCCCCCUGGGUUAGAAGAAUAUAAUCCCUUCUCAGAUUCUAAAACAGCACAACCAGCAAAAGUGAAAAUGCCGCCUGCAGCUCCCAACACACAGCCGGCUAUAAUGAAGCCGACAGAGGAACCUCCAGCUUACACACAGAUUGCAAAGGAACACGCUAUAGCCCAGGCUGAGCUGCUGAAGCGCCAGGAAGAACUGGAAAGAAAAGCCGCAGAAUUAGACCGCAGGGAACGGGAGAUUCAGAGUCUGAACCAGCCAGGAGGCAAAAAGAACAAUUGGCCUCCCUUACCGGGAAAUUUUCCUGUUGGCCCAUGUUUUUACCAAGAUUUCUCAGUGGAUAUUCCUGUGGAAUUUCAGAAAACUGUAAAGAUUAUGUACUAUCUAUGGAUGUUCCAUACAGUCACCUUGUUUGUAAAUAUCUUUGGCUGUCUGGCGUGGUUCUGUGUCGAUACAAGUCGAGGCGUUGACUUUGGAUUGGCCAUCCUGUGGUUUUUGCUUUUCACACCAUGCUCCUUUGUAUGCUGGUACAGACCACUGUAUGGGGCCUUCAGGAGUGACAGUUCCUUCAGGUUCUUUGUGUUCUUCUUCGUGUACAUCUGUCAGUUUGCAGUGCAUGUCCUACAGGCAGCAGGGUUUAAAGGAUGGGGUAACUGCGGUUGGAUUUCUGCACUGACUGCUCUUAAUAACAAUAUUCCCGUGGGUAUCAUGAUGAUCCUGAUCGCCGCCCUCUUCACAGGUUCUGCAGUAGUAUCACUAGCUAUGUUUAAAAAGGUGCAUGGUCUGUACCGGACAACAGGCGCCAGCUUUGAGAAGGCCCAGCAAGAGUUUGCUACAGGAGUGAUGUCUAACAAAACUGUGCAGACUGCUGCAGCCAAUGCCGCCUCUACAGCUGCCAGCAGCGCUGCCCAGAACGCCUUCAAGGGUAACCAGAUGUAAAGGCUCCUGUCCAAGGCUACCAUCACCACUGUCAUCUCUCUCCAGUCACGCUCUAUUCCUCCAGCCGUGUUUGCAACACCCAUAAAAAAAAAGACUUUAAAUUGCACUUGCCAUGUGUAUCUGUUACAUUCAGCUCAUUCUAUGCCAGGACUGAAACAAAAAAAGGCUCCCCUGGCACGUUUUGGGUCUAUUGGUUGUGCAUGGUGAAAAUAAUGAUGCUGUUACUGGAUCUCUUGUACACUUCUGUCCCUUCAUCCCAACCCUUUCUAUCCUUGAACUGAGACUACUCCGACCCGAAUCCUGUCUGGGUAAACUAUAGUGUGAAUAUGGCGUAACUAGAUUGGAACUGUCUUCAGGUUCUAAACACCGAAAGUAUUUGCUAACUCUUAAUGCUCUUGAAUGCACAUUUUUAUUUUACAUUUUUUUGUUGGUACAUUUUUUUAUUUAUUUUUUGUCUUUCUACUAGAAAACACAUUAAUCUCUGGUGGAGCGAUCACUCGGUUCUUAGGAAACCCUGUGAUCACUAUCCAUUCCUGCACGUAGUAAGUAAGUAGCUGGUGUCUGAUUUUUACGUGCAUUUUUAAGGAUAAAGCACAAAUGGUACUUUUAUUCUGAUGUAGUCCGUAGAGCAUAAGCUAAAUGGCUGAUUUAACCCUUUAUUCCCGGGGUUGUAUCUAAUCGGAGUACCUCCGCGGGAUUGGUGCGUACUUUGGAUUCUUUUUUUUUUCGUUUUUUCUCAGUGGUUACUGUAAGGUCCAUUAGGGCUGGGGGGGAAGAAAGGGAAAAGCUGUAUCCGUGUUUGUGCUGGCUUUCUUCCUAGCCUUUUUGUGUUUUUGAGUGUUUGUGACGUCUUCUUCAACACUACCAUUUUUGCUGUUUUUGUCAUUUAAUGCAGUGCAUUUGUUAUUUUGCUUGGGUUUUUUAAGUAACUUCUAGUGGAAGUACUUUGUUUUUAGUUUCUUUUUCCCUUUAAACAUUUGAAGCUGUCGGUAGACAGACAGGACUGUUUUUGAUUGUGUAAUAUAUUAUUGUUGAACUACUGUUGACAUCUUAUGUGUAUGGGGUUGUCCGGACCGCCCCCCUAACGGUAGGUAGGGAGACAAGGGUAAGGCAAGUUUAACUUACCCAAGCCUUUGUUCUCAAGGGAGAUAGGACACCAUUAGAUGAAUCUGCAGCAGCCUUUCUCAUGAUUUAAAACACAUGCACUCUCAGCCAUGCUGAGCAUCCAGGUGAAGCGAGCAUUGAGCAAGCAACUAUAUAUUGCAAUAUAUUCCAACCAGUAUGCCUCCAGCUGGUGCAAAACUAUA